Messenger RNA from Babjeviella inositovora NRRL Y-12698, 1146 nucleotides. RefSeq lists its product as uncharacterized. The transcript has a single exon. Bases 1 to 1146 code for a protein of 381 amino acids. The record is from RefSeq and is a predicted model, not a curated record. NCBI's taxonomy places the organism in Eukaryota, Fungi, Ascomycota, Pichiomycetes, Serinales.
AUGAACCAUCUAGAAAUGAGAUUACUACUACCCGAGGUCCAGGCUAUAUCCCUCGUCCUAGAUAACGCUGCGACCAGCGAUCUGCGGCAGCCAAAGAUCAUUACAGGGUCUCUUUCCUUCAGACUAAGAAGCCAGCUCAAGCUUUCUGCUCUCUCCAUCCGGUACAAAUCCAGCUACUUACGUGAGAUUCCUGUAAAGAACAACCCCGCUAUAAAACAGCGUUUCGCCGACAGUUGCUUCCAUGUCUGCAGCCGGGAUCUAGCCACUUCCUCCACUCUCAGUGCUGGUUUCCACACCUUUCCGUUCUCCUUGGAUUUACACCCGGAGUUAUCGUCGUUGAUGAUUAUCGGAGAGGUGCUCCACAAAAUCAGUGUCACCAUGGUCAAGGCCGACUCCCGCUUCUCGGCUAAGUUUCCGCUAAUCUACCGAAGGAACAUCACGCGGGAAAUGAACAAGCUCAUGGAAGGAGUUAGACCAAGUGUACACCCAAUCAUUCCACUUAAGUUGAACUACAAUGUGAUGCCACCCCCAGGCGUAACAAGCUCUCAGGACUCCUCGCUAGCCAGGCCCGAAACGUAUCAGUUACGGAUCAACUUGCACGAAACGGUUACGCUGUAUCACACCAUGUCUACAGGGGUCAUGGAAGCAUCGAGGGCUUCCAACCUUAUCGCUAAGUCGGAAGUCCGCGUUAUUGCCCAAUAUUCAUUCACCUUGAGUGAUCGAGAGGUGGAUGACCUUCGAGGCAGCGUCUUCAACAAAAACCUAUUUGUAGAUUUGAGUAGCGAUGGGAAUAGCACUCUAAAAACCACUAUGCACCCCGACUUUCAUGUCAAAAACUUGCUCAAUGUCACGCAUGUCUUGAGUGGCUAUGUUCUGGAGGUGGCGUCUGCGUCGAAUUCUACCUUCCAGCCCACGGGCCUCUUCCGUAUACCCACCACGAUUAAAAAAAUAGACAUGGUGAACACACGAGGCUUGAGCCGUGUCCCAAGGUAUCGCUGGCGCUCGGACACAGAGACUUUGUUCAGCUCUAACGAAGAAUUGGAUGUGGAACAGCACCUAGGUCCGUUUGGUGGGACAGGGUUGUUUGUGAAUCUGCACUACGGGUCGGAGGAGAUGUUUUCCGAUAUGGUUACCUUGGUGGCGUGA